Plasmodium coatneyi is the source of this 4623-nucleotide messenger RNA. RefSeq lists its product as uncharacterized. The record is from RefSeq and is a predicted model, not a curated record. The transcript has 3 exons. Bases 1 to 4623 code for a protein of 1540 amino acids. NCBI's taxonomy places the organism in Eukaryota, Apicomplexa, Aconoidasida, Haemosporida, Plasmodiidae.
AUGUCAACAUGGAUAAACAAAAAGCUCAUAUCUAUAUCAGAGAAGGUCAUCGAAAAUGUAAUAGAUUCUAUCGCGAAUAAGAACACGCCCAUUGAUAACUUACAGAAUAUGCAAGGGACGCAAUUAGGAAAAAUAAUAAGCAAGGUAAUUUCCUCCAAGUACUUUUUCAAAAAUGACGACAUCUGCUACAACUCGAGGAAUCUGGACUUCAACUGGAACAUGAAGAGCAUAACGAAGAGGAGAAAAAAGAGAAUAAGAAAGGAUAAAGGAAAACGGAUCAAGCAAAGGACAUCAGAAGGAAGAAGAAGCAACGGUCGGAGGGCUCAUGGACACAGUGCAGGGGAAGAGAAAGAAACUGAUUCGAAACAUGACUCAUAUAGCAAUAUUUACAUAAAUUCGAAGAGCCCCAAUUAUUUAAACAUUGAUGAGUCGUACAUUCGUACUUGCUCCCCCGUGAAUGGCAACAAGGAAGGUGAAGGGGAAGACCAUGAGAAGGAGACCUGGUUGAAAAAGGAAACAAUAACAUGCAACUCCAGUGUGCAAAGCAUCCUUAGCGAAGCUCCAGAGGGUGUCACGUCAGUAAAUUCAAAUCCCGCAUCGAGUUAUGGUUCCUGUGCGGAGUACACAACGGAGGGUUCCAGAGGAUCCUCAAAGAGGACCUCACACGAUACGUCAGGUAACAACUCCGGGGGGACAUCUUCUCGUAGUUCCCACGAAAGGGUAAAAAAAGAUAACUCAGAGGAGGCAUCUCUAAACCUGUCUACCAGUGCAUCUGUAUCGAGUGAAGCGAAUGAGUCGUCUUCACGAAAAUCGUCUAAAAGGAGAACGUCAUCUUCAGAGGUGGCCCAAAGGGAAAGCUCCUUCAACUCGAAUCAGUACGCAGAAGCAAGGGAAAACUACAUGCUGCAGAAACAGGCACAUUUGUGCAAAGUAAACCUUUUCAUUAAAGAGGCCAAGUUAUUAUUUUUUAACAAAAAUGUGAGCAUCAGUGAUAUAUCUAUAUUUGUGACAACCAUUAUGGAGGACAAAAAAUACGUUGGCAAAAUGAGAAAGCUAAGUUCAAGAAAUCUGCCAAUGAAUAAUUUACUAAUCAACGAAUGUAUUAAACAUAACGUGAAGGACAUAUACACCGAUAUUGUGAUAAAUAUAAAGUACGUAAACAAAAAAAAAAACAAUGAAGAAAUAAUCCUGGGGAGAGUAAUAAUUCCCUUCUUUCUUCUUCUAAAUACAUAUAGAUAUAAAAUUAAAAGGGUAAAGAAUAGAAUAAAAUAUUGUACCAAGUGCUUCCUAUGGCUACACAUCUUCCCAUGUAACAACAAAUUAUUUAACUAUAAAUUUUUUAAACCAGUGGAAGGGUUCGAAGAAUAUGGAAUGCUCAACCCUCUGUACACCUUAGGCUUUUUAAAUAUAAAAAUGAAAAUAAUUUUUAAAAAAAAUCCCCUUCUUUUAACUCUCUAUAGUAACAUGAGGAAACCUUUAUUUUACUAUAAAUUACCUGUACAAUUUGAGCCUCUUUAUUGCCAGUACUAUAGUGAAAAUUUCUUCGUCUAUGUUACUCAGUUGCCCAUAUGGCUAUAUAAAUUUUUUUACCUCUUCAACCCCAGGAGGGUUGAAAUGAUUCCUUUAAAUUAUUAUGAUUACGUGUUUAUUUUUUCCUUUUGGUUAUUUUUUUUCCGAUUAAUUGUUAUUUCUCCUUUUUUCCUCAUCUUUGUUCAUAUUUUUUUUUGUCUGAUUUUUAUUUCUCUUUCGUACAAGUUCGGCCACGUCGACACUUUCUCCAGCAGCAUGGCGUACAACUUUCGCCCCGUCCAUGUGAAGAAGAGGCUGUCCCACGGGAAUUCUUGUCACGCGAAGAGCCCCCAGGUUCACCAAAUGCUCCCCCCCGAGAAUAGACGCAAUGUGCGUUUUUUUGACAGCAAGCGUAGGGAGGUUCUUCUUUCAGCGCAUGAUAUAGACUCGAAUUAUUGCGGCGGGGAGGGAAGUAUCAGUGCACAGGGGGGGAAGCAGUUCCUCCAAAGUAACCCACUUGCGGAGGCAACCCAGGGUGGAGUAAACAGUUCCGAUGUUCCCCAACUGGUAGUGACAAAUGAUAAAUUGAAAAAGAACCCAAGUGGGAACACACACGGUGGGGAACACACCAAAAGUGGUACCUCCCAGAAGAAUGACGAAUUUAAUGCAGAACCAGUUAGUGCAAUGAACAGCCAAAACGAAUGCAGCAGUAAUGGAAGCUUCUAUGGAGAGAGUUUUAACAGCCCCGAAAGUCCACCCAAGGACGGAGGUAACCAUGUGGCCCAUUUCCAAAUUGAAGAAAAUUGUUUUGUAAAUCAACCCAACUUGGAUCACCAGGACGAAGAGUCGAAUGGACAAAUGAAGGAUGGAAAAAAUGAACUACCAGAAGAACAGAAGAAAAAAAGCCUAAUCGAAUUUAUGCAAAAUACACCUGAUGAGAUAAACAAUAAAUUUACCAAUGUGACAAAAUUUGCAAAGAAAAUUCAGAACAUGAUGUUCGAAAGUAGAGAUAAGAAUCCGCUGGAUUUUUUCAACGUGGGUUCACAUGCAAAUGGGCUAGCUGGGCUGUUUAACGGGAUGAACGAGAAGCGCAAGAAAGCAGAGGGGGGAGAGACUACUCCCAGGAGGGAAGACCAAACUGAGAAAGUGGAAGAUUUGCACCAUUGGGGGGAUACUCCAAUAAAGGGAAAACAACGGAGGAACCACCAACCGGGAGAGGGAAACCAAUCAGGAGGGAGUAACAAACCGAGUGAUAGCGAACAUAAGCAGGUGAGUACAUCGAAGCAGGGGAAGGAAAAUGUCUGUAGAGCGUAUCGCAAAAAACAAAACGGAAUGGAGCAUAAUAUGCAGGGAGAGGUGCACACAGACGACUCAGCGGUAGAUUCUUCAUCGUGCCAAAAUGGGACAGAUGAAUAUUUAGCGCAUUGCAAAACGGAAGUAAAUAUUGACGGAGUUUCUAACUCGAACGCAUUGGAAACCACCAAAGUGAUAAAACGUAGUUGCAUGACCAGGAGCAGCGAUGCCAUCCCCUCGUUUGAUCAUAUGGGGGUGGUGGAGGAGAGCCCCUGUUCCAACUCAAACACGUCGAUAGAAUCCAAAUUUUUAAAAAAAAAUUUCCUCUUCGAUGCGAUAAAGAAUAAUCUAGCAUCCCCAAAUGAGGAGAAGGCCGCCGAGUUUAUUACGAAAAAUGGUACCAGUGCAACAAAUGAGAAGAAAGACAUGUUUGCAUUUAAAAAAAAAUAUGCUUUUAUGCCAAUCGUGAAGUCUCCCUUCCAUAACUUUUAUUUGUUUUUUAAUUCAAUUGAAGGAAAGAAGACAUCGAUCUUUUCAAACAACGUGGAUGUACCAAAUGUUCAUUUGCUUCUCAAACGGUUCAUAAUGCUUAUAACCUUAACGCAGAAUUUUACAGGAGCCUUUACCAUGGUUUACGAAAAAAUUAACUAUGCCUUCAAUUGGGAUUUCACAUGUUACACGUUCGUAAAUUUGGUCAUUUUGUUUUUUUUAAGUUACGGCUUUUCUUUCAUUUUGUAUGCCAUGUCGUUUGUCCCCCUUUUGUUUUAUCGCUUUGUUCUGUUUUUGCUUAUUUCUGUGUUGCUGAUAAGGAGUUAUGAGUUGACGGAGGUAGGCCACAGGGCUAGCCUCUACUAUGAGAGGGUGCACAGGAAGAAAGCCCCCUGGUGGAGGUCUGCUUGGAGAUUUAUCACCAGGAUGGGAACUCGAGUGGUUAAGGCGAAGAGGAAGAGGGAGGCACAGGAAGAAAACGAGCACGAUCAAACCGUCACCCCCCAUUUUGUAAGACGUCUUUUCAGAUCGGUCUACCGAGCAGUCCGCCGAUGGGCACGUCGAUUGGUAAGGAACACCAUUUACAGGUUCUUCCAGGUCACCUCCAAACAGGUAGAGAAGCUCUCACGCAGAGCGGUUGUCUAUAUUUACUUUGUAAUUUUUUUUUUAAAAAACUGGGUGACAAGAUUACUGAUACUGAAGGAUAUUGAGCACAUGAAGAUAGCCAAGAUGCAGGGAUUUAAAAAUUUAUUUUUUUUUAUUCACAAUCGGAUGAUGCGCAGAGAUGCGGGAAUGAAAUUAUUCCUGAGGAGCAAUGAAACUUGUCCCAGCAGUGGCCAUAACAGGGGUGGUGACCCCGUCGGGGGAACUCCUAAACGGGUGGACAGCAUGAAAGAUCCCUCCAAUGAGGAAAAACAUAAUAAAAAUUUCAUUCACACGCAUAUGUAUGAUAACUAUAAAAAUGGGGAGUCUUGUAUAUACUCUUCCAGUGAUAAGGAUGCUUUGAGUGUGAAAAAUGGGGGCUACGAUGCUGACCGCUUUACCCAUGAUGGGGAUGACGACGAUCGGGAAUCUCUCAGCCAGCUCACCGACAACGGCACGAUGAACGUAAAUGUGGACAUAUUUCUGCACUACUAUUUUAAGCGAAAGAAAUACGACCACUUUAACAAUAUCAUAAAUAUCAACAGGAACAAUCUAUACUCCUACAAGGACAUAAAUCUGCUUCACUCAAACGACGACCAAAAUAUCAGCCACCUCAAUUACGCAGAAUACCUCAACAGUGAGAAUAACUACUCCAGUUCGUAUGACAAUAACAAGAAGAAGAGGAGUUGA